Molecule: messenger RNA, 942 nt
Organism: Cornus florida
Lineage: Eukaryota; Viridiplantae; Streptophyta; Magnoliopsida; Cornales; Cornaceae
Exons: 1
Coding region: 1-942 (313 amino acids)
Source: RefSeq, a predicted model, not a curated record
AUGGUGGAGAACAAGCCUCGAGAGAGAAUUCCAACUUCAAAGAUUCAAAAAAGCCAAUCUACCUCAACGCCGAUCACCCAGGAACCUGAGAAGAAACAAAGGGUAGAGGAAGGAUUUACACCUCUUCGAACUACCUUGGCUCGGCUCUUCCAAGAGAAUAAGAUGAAGUUCACAACCCCGCAGCCAAUAAAGCAACCCCUGGAGCAAAGGGACAAAAGCAAGCAUUGCGCUUAUCACCGAGAUUAUAGGCAUUUAACCAAUGAUUGCAGAUCCCUUAGGCGAUAUGUGGAGAAUAUGAUCGCCAGAGGUGAGUCGGCGGAUUACCUUGUGACCAAGGAGUAUGCAAAGCCCCGCGAGGUCUAUCCCCGCAAGGUGGAAGGUACGCAAGUAAAAGUCAUUCAUGUAAUACAUGGCAGGUCUGAAGAUGAUCAAGAGUCCGAGAGGGUAUAUAGAUCCAGAUUGAGGGUAGCCCACAAGCUCAGAAAGAUAUCCUCGGUCAAUGUUAUCACUUCGGGUAGCAUCAGUAUUGGAUUCGGAAAUGGCGACCUAUCCAGAGUUCAACUCCCCCACGAGGAUCCAUUGGUCAUCAGUCGUUUAGUGGCCAAUUGUAUGAUCAAGAAGGUUUUGAUAGAUCCAGGAAGUAACGCCAACAUCAUCACAAAGACGGUCUUUGAGCAGCUAGAGAUCCUGUCAUCAUCUAUUCGACCUACCUCCAGCCCGUUGAUGGGAUUCGAUGGCACAAGAGUAAAUCCCUUUGGAGUAAUAGACUUGUCCGUAACUGCGGCGAAGAGGACUCUAAAGGAUAACUUUGUUUUAACAGAGAUCCAUCCUUCUUAUAAUCUCAUUAUGGGAAGAGGCUGGAUACACCGGAUGAGAGGAGUUCCGUCCACCCUUCACCAGGUGAUGCAGUGUUUAUCUCUAGACGGGAAAAAAAGUGAUUAA